AUGAAAAUAUUUCAUCAAUCGAAGAAUAAUCAAAAUGAACAUAUUGAAAUGAGUUCAAUAAAUAAUCAAUCUUCAUCAUCAAAAGAAAAAAGCAUUCAACAAACAUUUUUUGGUAGAAAACAUACUUCAAAUAAAUGGACAGAUAACAUUGCAAAUCCACUAAAAAGUCGACGAAAAAUUCUUAGUAAAGCUUUAAUAUGUGUAAAUGAUAGUUUAAUUCAAAUUAAUAAACAUAAUUAUGAUUCUCCAUCAAGAAAACGAAAGAAUGAUGAACAAAAUAAUAAAAUAACAAUAAAUGUUAGUGGUAAACAUUAUCAAACAUAUUCAUCUACACUUGAAAGAUAUCCAAAUACAUUAUUGGGUAAUAAACAAAAACGAAUGUAUUAUUGGGAUGAACAAGAAGAAGAAUAUUUUUUUGAUCGUCAUCGAGCUUGUUUUGAAGCAAUACUUUAUUAUUAUCAAUCAGGUGGACGUCUUCGUCGACCAGAUUAUGUUCCAUUAGAUACAUUUUUAGAAGAAGUUUCAUUUUUUGAUUUAGGUCCCCAAGCUGUUUCACAAAUAAGUAAAUCAGAAAAUGUUUCGAUUAUUAAAUAUAUUGAUUUACCAAAUUUGUUUUGGCGUCGUUAUAUUUGGUUUUAUCUUGAAUAUCCUCAACAUUCAAUAUUUGCUCGAAUUCUUAAUUUAAUAUCAAUGUUAUUAACUGUUAUAUCAUGUAUUACAUUAGCUGUUGAAACUUUACCAAAUUAUAAUGAAAAAUAUGGUAAAUUAUGUGAAAAAGAAAAUAAUAUAACAUUAUCAGAUAGUGAUUCAUCAUUAUGUUUAGCAAUGUUUUCUUCACCAUUUUUUAUAAUUCAAACAAUAUGUGUUUCAUAUUUUACAAUUGAAUUUAUUUUACGUUUAAUUAGUACACCAUCAUAUUAUAGAUUUAUUUUAUCUAUAUUUAAUUGGAUUGAUUUAAGUACUAUUAUACCUUAUUUUAUAUUUUUAGGUAUUGACUUACAUCAUAAAGAAUUAGAAUUAAAUGGAAGUCUUAUUACUGUUUUACGUGUAUUAAGAAUAUUAAGAUUUUUACGUUUAAUGAAAAUUUAUUUAAUUUUUAAUCAAUUGAAAUCAUUACGUGUUCUUAGUUCAACAUUAAAAGAAUCAUUUACGGAUUUUAUUAUUUUGAUUAUUAUAUUGACUUUAUUGGCUUUUAUAUAUGGUGAUAUGUAUCCAAUAACAGUAAUUGGUCGAAUAUUUGCUUGUACAUGUGCUUACUUUGGUGUUGCAACAGGUGGUAUACUUGUAUCAAUACUUGUUGAUCGUUAUCAACGUGUUUAUAAUAGAAAAAAAUUUUAUCCUGAACAAAUUAUAUCAGCAGUUGAUCCAAAUGAAAGUGAACAUGAAGAAAAACAAGAAUUUAUAAAUAGAAAAUUAUCUGAAGUUAAACAUUUUGUAUCAAAUAUACCAAUUAUUCCACCGACACCGGCACCUUCAAUAUCUUCACCAAAAACUAAUAGACAAUUUUCUAAAAUGAGUACUUUAUCAUCUCAAAUUCAAUUUAUUAUUUCAUUUAAUGAUAAUCAAACACAUGAUCAAUCAAUAAAUCAAACAGCCAAUGAACUUAUGAGUGAAUUAAAAGAAGUAGUCAAAAAUAGUAACGAAGAGAUUAAUUUUAAAUUAAUUAAGCAUAAAACAAAUUCUUUAAACGAUAGAAUAUCAACUGUAAAUGAAUUAUCUUCGAAUUCUUAA
This is a messenger RNA of Rotaria sp. Silwood2, 1731 nucleotides long. The record is from the annotation of a GenBank genome assembly. Lineage: Eukaryota; Metazoa; Rotifera; Eurotatoria; Philodinida; Philodinidae.